Messenger RNA from Gryllus bimaculatus (two-spotted cricket), 972 nucleotides. The record is from the annotation of a GenBank genome assembly. Lineage: Eukaryota; Metazoa; Arthropoda; Insecta; Orthoptera; Gryllidae.
AUGGACGCUGGUUAUUGCCCGGAUGUGGCCGCGCCGAAACACUUUUCCCGCCUCGGCCCUCGAUGCCCGCCCGAUCGGCAGCCCUCCGUCCGUGACGUCACUCGGGGCGGGGCAUUAGCAUUUGAGGCUCUUUUUAAGAGACUCGCAGGGCCCGUAAAGGGCUUUAUGGACGCGUUACUGCGCGCCUGUGCGCUCGCUCCCACCCCGCCCACCCACCGCGUGUGUGAAUUUAACGAACCUUCGGUCGGUGAUCAUUAUUCACCGCCGCUCACCUCGUUAGUAUGUCCUUGUGUAUCAUUGAAGAAGUGCCUGAAAAUUUCGCUGUGCGACGAGUACAGCCUCCCGGUCGACUUCGUCAACAAACGGCGGCCGCACAGCUUCGGCGCGGGGCUCGCCAACUGGACCACCCCGAGCCCCAGCGGCGACCAGGUUGAGGUGGUCGAAGCCUACUCUGACCCGCGGGAUUCGAAGGCGUACUUGGAGCCUGGAGCGGAGGCCAGCGGGAAACUUUAUACUAGUCCAGACCGAGAUUACUCCCAACCUUACACUGAUGGGAGCGCGGAGCUGCGCGGAGGCCCGCCCGAGGACGAGGACGAGGGCGUGUACGAGGACGUGGGGCUGCCCGCGGCGCAACCUGGCGGCGACGGCGCCGACGGCGGCGGCAGCGCGCCGCUAGACCCCUCGGAGGCGUCCUCCGCCCCCAGCCCGCCCCCGCUCCCGCCGGCCCGGGCUCCCGCGCCCGCCCCACGCCCCCGCCCGCGCUCCCGCCCUCCGCCCCCUGCCCCUCCCGCGCCGGCGCCCGCCCGCGCCGCCCCGCGCCCGCCUGCCCUCGGCGCCUGCGCUCAGCCUUCGGACGGCGGCGGACGAGGACGACGAGCGAGGCGAAGGUCGAGGAGCUGGUGCUGCUGCAGCAGCCGCUGCAGCUCGCGCCGCCCGGCGCAAACCCCGUCGCCCUUACUAGCUACAGGUUAG